Molecule: messenger RNA, 3072 nt
Organism: Musa acuminata subsp. malaccensis (wild Malaysian banana)
Lineage: Eukaryota; Viridiplantae; Streptophyta; Magnoliopsida; Zingiberales; Musaceae
Product: senescence-induced receptor-like serine/threonine-protein kinase
Biological process (GO): protein phosphorylation
Molecular function (GO): protein kinase activity; protein binding; ATP binding
Source: RefSeq, a predicted model, not a curated record
CGUGGGAUGGAGUAGUUGACCCAGAACGAAGUAUUAAGCACGAAGUCGUCUCCCUCUGCCAAAAGCUGACCGAGGGAUCAUCCCAGCUUCGGGACGAGAGGGAUGGCUCUUUGGUUCUAUCUUCUGUUGGAGAUAGCAGUACUCGUCACAGUUCAUGGCCAGGACAGUCGAGACUUCAUAAGCAUCGACUGUGGCAUAACCAGCAAUACUAAUUACACCCACGGUAAGACCGACAUACUCUACGUAUCCGAUGACCAGUUCACGGACACGGGGAUCAAUCACCAAGUCGCCUCAAACUACGUGUCUUCCUCGCUCGACGAACUACUGUUGACGGUGCGAAGCUUUCCCAACGCUUCCCGAAGUUGCUACGCCUUGAAGCCGGUGAUUCAGUACCGGAAGUACAUCGUGAGGGCGACCUUCAUGUACGGGAACUACGACGACCUGAACCGUGCGAACGCCGUCAAGCCGCUGCUGUUCGAUCUGUACAUGGAUGUCAACUUUUGGCAGACGAUCAACGUCAGUGAUCCGACAAGCAUUUACGAGGUGGAGGCCGUGGCCGUUGCUUUGGCGGAUUCUGUAUCGGUGUGCUUGGUGGAUACGGGCUCGGGAACUCCCUUCAUAUCUGCACUGGAGCUGAGGCCGCUUGUGGAUGUCAUGUAUCCUUCUGCAAACACCUCGCAGAGUCUGGUUCUUAACUAUCGCCUUAACAUCGGACCUUCGACAAAUAGCUCAGCGUUGAGAUAUCCCGAUGACCCCUACGAUCGCAUAUGGCGGCCGUGGACGAGUCCAGACGCGUGGAUGGAGAUAUCAACCACCGAAACGAUCAGCAACAGCGAGAAGGAUCUGUUCCAGCCGCCGACGGCCGUCAUGCAGACCGCGGCCACACCCUCGGGGAACAGCUCGAAGAUGGAGUUCUACUGGACCUUCGCGGAUGCGCAGGUCCCAAACAACGAGUUCUACGUCAACUUGUUCUUCACCGAGUUCGAGCGCAACACCUCGAGACUGUUCAACGUGUAUCUCAACGACGUACUGAUGAAAAAUUACACCCCGCCCUACGAGUCGGUGGGCUAUUUGUACAGCACCCGCCCCCUGGAUCAGGCGUCCGAGUACCACUGGGCCCUCAACUCCACGGGCCUGUCCACCCUGCCCCCCAUCCUUAACGCCAUCGAGGUUUUCACGGCGAUGCAUCUCACGCGGGCGGCCACCGCCUCCGGAGACGCUGAUGCCAUUAAUGCCAUCAAGGAACAAUAUCAAGUGAAGAGAAGUUGGAUGGGUGAUCCAUGUGCCCCAGAACAAUACCCUUGGGAUGGCCUAAAUUGUAGCUAUGGAACCGAUUCAUCAAGGAUCAUAGCUAUAAACUUGUCUUCGAGUGCAUUGACUGGAGUUAUUUCCUCUUCUUUUGCUAAGCUCACAGAAAUCAAGUACCUUGACUUGUCUUACAACGACCUAACAGGACCAAUACCUGAUGCUUUAGGAACAUUGUCGUCACUCCAAGUCCUAAAUUUGACAGGCAACAAUCUUAAUGGGUCAAUUCCUGCUUCUCUACUGAAAAAAUCACAACAAGGAGCACUGACAUUUAGCUAUGAAGCCAAUCCUAAUCUUGGUACUGAUGGAACUUCGAAUGGAUCAAAGAAGAAGAGUGGAACACCCAUGACUGUGACUUACAUUGUGGUUCCUGUGGUGGUGGUUCUACUGCUUGUAGUCAUCAUAUUUGUUGUGUGGAGAGUAAGAAAGUUUCGAGGAUCAACGCAAGAUAUCCAUGCGAGGCCAAUGAUUGAUAACUUCUCCAUACCAGCAACAGUCAAUCCAGAGAAUCCUUUUCAACAUGAGAAUCGACAAUUUUCAUACAAGGAGCUGGAGAAAAUAACGAGGAAAUUCACAAAUGUCCUUGGCAAAGGCGGAUUUGGUACUGUCUUCCUAGGCUAUUUAGAAGAUGGUACUCGAGUUGCAGUCAAGACACGGUCUGAAUCAUCAUCCCAAGGCACCAAAGAGUUUCUAGCCGAGGCCCAGAACUUGGCAAAGAUACAUCAUAGGAACCUUGUUUCUUUGGUUGGCUACUGCAUGGAUGGAGAACACCUGGCGCUUGUCUAUGAGUUCAUGUCACAAGGAACCCUACAAGAUCAUCUUAGAGGUAAAACUCCCGGUGCUACUGCUUUGACCUGGGGACAGCGUCUUCAGAUCGCAGUCGAAGCUGCACAAGGACUGGAGUAUUUGCACAAGGGAUGCAAACCACCACUAGUCCACAGAGAUGUGAAGAGCGCAAACAUCCUAUUGAGCGAAAGCCUGGAGGCCAAGAUAGCAGAUUUUGGGUUGUCAAGGGCUUUCGACAAUGCCAACCAUACUCAUGUAUCCACAGCAGUGGUUGGUACCCCCGGGUAUCUUGAUCCAGAGUACUCUUCUUCCUACCAACUCAGCGCAAAGAGUGACGUGUAUAGUUUCGGGGUGGUUCUCUUCGAGCUGAUGACCGGACAACCUCCUAUCGUUGCCACCGGUAACCAUGCUACUGGUUUAGCUCAAUGGGCACGCCAACAGCUUAACAACGGGAAUAUUGAGGAUGUGAUCGACCCAAAGCUGACGAGAGGGUACGAUAUAAAUUCCGUUUGGAAAGCUGCUGAUGUAGCACUGAGAUGCACAGAGCAUGAAUCCCGUAGGAGGCCGGCCAUGGCCGACGUCGUCAUGGAGCUGAAGGAGAGCUUUGCAUUAGAGAGCGCUUAUUACAGGUCCGAGUUCCCAUCCACAACAAGCAACUGGAAUCCACACACACAAACUGCAUCUGAAAGAAGCCAGACCUCUGCGUUCGAAGUAGAACAGUUCCCAAGGUUCACUCCAUCAGCAAGGUGAUGAGUGGUUUGUGAUCACUAAAAGUCGAGGUUUGAUCGUUUCAAUGUCUCUCCAAUAAUAUGAUCUUUGAAGACUGGUAUCUGCUUUCUGGAACCAUAUUUUAGUUUGGGAUUCAUUCCACCAUUCUCUCUAUUAGAGUUCACCAAGUUGGACAGAGAGAAUGCUUCUUUGAUCAAAGUGGCUCCUAUAAGAUUUAAAUUUAAAUGUGAUCUCAUGAGUUUGUAUUGGUAA